Nelumbo nucifera (sacred lotus) is the source of this 1515-nucleotide messenger RNA. RefSeq lists its product as uncharacterized. Gene Ontology annotation, molecular function: RNA binding. The record is from RefSeq and is a predicted model, not a curated record. Gene Ontology annotation, biological process: regulation of DNA-templated transcription. Lineage: Eukaryota; Viridiplantae; Streptophyta; Magnoliopsida; Proteales; Nelumbonaceae.
CAGAACUCGUAAAAUGCAAAUCUCUGGCCGUCAGCGUCAAGUGAGCAAUGCCGAUAGAUACUACAGCGUUGGCUCACAGUAUUUGGUAACAGCAGAUCAGAACUCGUGAAAUGCAAAUGUCAGCCUGUCAUCGAGCUGACAAACAGAGAAGCGAUUCGAGCCAAGCUAGAGCCGAACCACUUGGGAUUUGCUUCAUCUCCUAUUUCAUUUUCACCACAAGACAAAGCUGAACAACGGAGAGAGGGAAGGAUGAAUUCGCGAGAGAAGGACCAGUCGACGGCAACGACGACACAUCGGCCUUACUUGAGUAGCCUCGUUGUACGACCUACUGAAAGCGACGGAGAUAGCGAUUAUGAGCCUGAAGAAGUCCGUCGAGAUCCACCUUAUUCUCGUUCUGAUCGAUUUCAUGAAAACUCAGGAUAUGGCAUGCAUGCAGAUUCCAGCUCUCCUAUGCGCUAUAGAAAGAUGGAUCGUCAUUACUACUAUGAUUUUGAUCAUUCGGGAGGCUCACGAGGUCGUGGAUUUAGGGGUGGGAGGGGUCCUGGUAGAUUUCGAGAUUCUUCACCUUCAUAUGGCCAUGGAAUAGGAAGUGGCGGAGGUAGAUCAUCAGGGAGAGGUUUUGAUGGGCCUGGAUAUGGUCCUGGGCCGUUCAGAGGUGAAAGCGCUAUCAGAAAUAAUCCAAAUGUGUCUCCCAGAGAAGGAGAUUGGAUUUGUCCAGAGCCCUCAUGCGGAAACCUGAACUUUGCACGACGGGAAUAUUGUAACAACUGCAACAGGCUUCGUUUUGGACCAGGUGAUAGUCCUCGAAGGAGCUAUCCAGGCCCACCGCCACUGAAUGCUCCUCUACCACGCUUUUCUGGUCCACCAAUGGAUCGCUCUCCUGGAAGAGGCAUGAGUGGCUAUAGGUCUCCACCUCGCAGCUGGGGGAGAGAUGGCCCUCGGAUGUUUGGAGCCGGCCCACCCUACGCCGAGCAUGAAGGGAGGUUUCCAGAUCGCAGCAUGUUGAGAGAGAGACCGUAUUAUCGCGAAGAGGAAGACUACAGGAGAAUAAACAGGUUUGAUAGGCCAGUGCCUCCUGACUGGCUUGAUGACAGAGACCGUGGGAGGGACUCCUUUCAUAACAGGGGAGGAUACGGUGAGAGGAAUGAGCGGCGCCCACCAUCUCCGCCACUGCCACCGCCCGCAGCUCCUUAUCAUGGCCGGUGGAGAAGUGAUUUGAGGGACAGAAGCAGAUCCCCGAUGAGGGGUCCCCAACCGCCCAAGGAUUAUCGCCGAGAUGGUUACGUGCAUAGGGGGCAAGAUGAUCGGUGCAGUACGUUGAGAGAGCGGCUGGGUGAUGCAUACUAGUUCAGCACAGCAAUCAAGCGGAUGACUCUAGAUUGGAAGGUGAGGAAUAGUUUUGAUCAACAAUCACUCAGUCUAUCUUCAGUCAGUGCCCUGUAGUCUUCACAGCCUCUCUGCUUUUUGAGUGGAACAUGAUUCUUCUUUAAUUCAAUGGUUGAGGAUUAACUGCAA